Boleophthalmus pectinirostris (great blue-spotted mudskipper) is the source of this 6854-nucleotide messenger RNA. It is a transcript of the gene znf652, whose product is annotated as zinc finger protein 652. Gene Ontology annotation, cellular component: nucleus. Lineage: Eukaryota; Metazoa; Chordata; Actinopteri; Gobiiformes; Gobiidae. The transcript has 7 exons. The record is from RefSeq and is a predicted model, not a curated record. Gene Ontology annotation, molecular function: DNA-binding transcription factor activity, RNA polymerase II-specific; RNA polymerase II cis-regulatory region sequence-specific DNA binding. Gene Ontology annotation, biological process: regulation of transcription by RNA polymerase II. The coding region runs from base 907 to 2898 and encodes 663 amino acids.
AGGUAAUCAAGAAUCUAGCAAUUGGUUAAAAAAAAUAUGAUGCAUUCAGGUAUUCAUGAACUUUUAUAAGAAGUAAAAUUUGAACAUGAACACAAUGUAACGUUAAUUCCAUGAAUAAUUGUGAGUGCACGGAUGGUGCGCACUGUCUGGAGGAGCAGACGCGCUGCGCCUGCCCAGACAGCGGCCUGAGCGCGGGACGGCGGGGGGACGCGCAGGAGCUUGGCUGGGCCACGUAGUACGAGCCAGGGGACACCGCUCUGUGGAAUGAUUAUAGAAUAAUGCUCCGCGUUUUAUACAAAGGAAACUGGCAGUACUGUUUGAAUGUACAUCCGCAGAGGUAGAGAAGGAGUAACCACAAGAAGUGCGUGUGUAGACCUGAAUCUGUGCAACUCUGCACUGACGCCAAAAGAAGGUCUACAGAUUGAGGCACGGCGCUGUAAAUGGCUCUCCAAGCAAGACUCGUAGCUGCUCGAAGCACUUCCACGUCUGAAACUCCGCUUGUCUUUACCUGUUUUUGAGACCUUGGCACCCUGCAGCGCAUCAGCCUUUGCUUAACGCAGUCGCUGGGAACUGCCUACAGCUUUCAAAACAACUCAAGACGGAUGGCUUUCAAAUGUUCUACCGAAAAGUUUUAGAGUCGUAGCUUAUGCCUGCUCAUUUUUAACCCCAUGGACCAAACUUGGAGGAAAUUGUAUGUCUUUACAAUUUACUGACCUGAACAGCAUGGAUGCACUAUUUGAAUCAGGUUGACUGUUCGCCCACCUCACCCCCUCUCUUCUGGGUUUUCAGUAGAAGGAGGGUGGGGAUUGGUGCAGUGAUUUUUAGCCCCUUGUUUUUGCAUAGGCUAGAUCAUAUAGCACCAUAACAAGUAAUAAUACCCUGCUAUCAUUAUCCGUCUCUCUAUUUAUGAAAUCCUGUCAAAACAUCAAAGAAGAGAUUUCCAUCCCGGGUCUUAGCGGGAUGUCCCAAGAGGAGGGGCACAGGGCGCAGGUGUCCGGAACCUAUUUUCACCAAACGCCAAAUGCAGAUCUAGAUUUGGCUGGUAAAGUUUAUAAGUGCGAAGUGGGUGAAGCGCAUUACCCUGUGCUAGUGGACAGCAAGAUGUCAGGAAAGCCCUCAAUGGGUGAUCAAAAUGUUGUCAACCCACAGCAAUAUUUUAGGGAGGGAGGGGCAGGACAAGAGGCCACAGGUAAGCAGGACGGCGAUGACGGGUCGUCCGAAGAAACAGACGACGAAGAGGAGGAUGGCGAGGAGGAAGAUGGCGAGGAGAGCGGGUUUAAGCGCGAGCAAAUAAUCGUAGAGGUCAACUUAAACAACCAGACGCUGCAUGUUUCCAAGGGCGAUAGUAAAACUGAGGACUCGGACAUAGAGAUAAACGAUGAGGAAGAGGAGGAUGAUGAAGAAGAGGAGGAUGAAGAAGAGGAAGAGAGUGAGGAAACGGACGACGAAGAGGAAGAGGAUGAUGAACUUGAAAGUCGUACAACACGAUCCAAAAGAGCUCGCAGGGGAUUGGACAACGCAGACAGCCCGCCCAGAAGGAAGAGCCUACGAACUGCUCUGAGCCCUUCCACCACCGAUACUGCAGGGAUGACCACAAGAGGCCGUCGCAAGCACAUGGAAGCCCCAAAAGGCAAGAGGAGACUGGGCAGGACGGGGCAUCAGUCCAGUGGAGGUUCAGCAGGUGGUGCUGUGGGGAGUAAGGCAGAGGUGGAGGAGAAGGAGAUGCUGGCAUGUGAGAAGUGUCCGCGGGUCUUUAACACGCGUUGGUACCUUGAGAAACACAUGAACGUGACCCACAGAAGAAUGCAGAUCUGUGACAAGUGCGGAAAGAAGUUUGUGCUGGAGAGUGAGCUGGCCCUGCACCAGCAAACAGACUGUGAGAGGAACAUACAGUGUGUCUCCUGUAACAAGUCUUUUAAGAAGCUGUGGUCACUUCAUGAACAUAUAAAGAUUGUCCAUGGAUACGCAGAAAAGAAGUUCUCGUGUGAAAUCUGUGAGAAGAAGUUUUACACAAUGGCCCAUGUCCGAAAACACAUGGUCGCCCACACAAAGGACAUGCCCUUCACCUGUGAGACCUGUGGGAAGUCCUUCAAACGCAGCAUGUCUCUGAAGGUCCACUCACUGCAGCACUCUGGAGAGAAGCCUUUUCGCUGUGAGAACUGUGACGAGCGUUUCCAGUACAAAUACCAGCUGCGAUCUCACAUGAGCAUCCACAUCGGGCACAAGCAGUUCAUGUGCCAGUGGUGCGGCAAAGAUUUCAACAUGAAGCAGUAUUUCGACGAGCACAUGAAAACACACACAGGAGAGAAGCCGUUCAUCUGUGAGAUCUGUGGGAAGAGCUUCACCAGUCGCCCAAACAUGAAACGCCAUCGCCGCACGCACACAGGAGAGAAGCCGUACCCCUGUGAGGUGUGUGGCCAACGCUUCCGCUUCUCCAACAUGCUCAAAGCUCACAAGGAGAAGUGCUUCCGGGUCACGACCCCUAUGGUUCUCCAGAGCGCGCCCCCUGUCCCUGUGCGCGUCUUCGCCAACACCUUCUCCACCGCCCCCAGCCCGGGACCCUCCGCACCCGCCCCUGUCUCCACCUCUGCACCUAUUUCCUCCUCUGCACCCAUGGGCCUCAGCGUCUCCGCAGCACCCAUCCCCCAGAGAGCACCCAUGGGACACACGUACGCACAUGUACAGCUCCCCUCCGCCCCCUCUCACCACCACCCUCACCCCGCCACGCCCCAGCAGCACCUCACUAAUGCCCCGCCCCACCUCCUCACCGUCCCGCCCGGAUCCCACCUGCCCCCUCCCCCCGCCCUGUUCAAGAGCGAGGGCCUGAACCACUGCGGACACGAGGACAGUUACCUCCACCACAUGGGCCCCACAGAGAAGGCUCCCCAGCAGCACUGAGCCGCCGCCGUCUCCCAGUCCCUGCCCCCGUCCUGAUCUUGCCUCACAGAAGACGCAUAGCAACCUCUUCAAACAGCUGCAACCUCUAGAUUAAAGGGUCCACAUUACGCUAUUUUCUGAUCUGUUAUAAUGUUGUUUCCUCAUCAACAACAUACCUGGAGUCGUGUUUUGUUUCAUUCACACAUUUUUAACACCCAAUGUGGUGAUACUGGAAAUGCUCCACUGAGUUUUUUAAACUUCAUCGACCGUCACUAGGAACAUUUGGAUGAUUUUAGUCUUUGUCAAUUGUCAAUGUGUUCGUGAUAACAGCUACCUUUUACUUUUUGUUCAGAUAACUACUGCUUCAUGACAUCACAAGGUGGAACGGAGCGUUUUGAACAACAAUAAAGAGUUACUUAAACCUGUGAAUGAAACAAAACCCAACUCUAUGUGUGUUUUUGGGGAGAUAACAACAUUAUAACAUGGCUUAAAGCUUACAAGAGUCAAUUUUGCCUAAUAUAGGACCUUUCAGUAUCUCAGAAUCAUGAAUUUUACAGAAAUCCUGUAGAUUUCAUUUCUCAUCUCUCUCAGUAUAGUUAGAGUACAUGGGUGUAAAGUAUCUCUCGUUUUAUCCAAAGCUGCUGGCGUGCAUUGACAUUACAGACUUCACGGCUCAGUUCUCUUCGUGUUAAAGUGACCUUCAGUUGCACAUUGGUCAGAGCGGGGACUUUAUGGGCUGGUCCUCUCACAGCAAUACUCCACGCGCUCUGGGUUUGAGAUACACAAAUGCUUAAUGAAUGUUUGAACCCUCUCUACCCUGGAGCAAAGCUUUCCCUCAGAGAGACAUUAACAGUGAGACAGAGCUGUGCCAUAGGUUACAGUGGAAGGAGGACUUGUGAAGAGGACAUAGGAAACUGUUUUGUAAAUGUUCAGUGAAUCUGGACCAAAAUGAGAUUCACAACAAAGUUAAAGGUGCUGUUCAUUCCAUGUUUUUUUCCUUUUAUUUCAUUUCCUGCAGUUAAAUAUCGUAAAAUGAUGUAGUUAUCAAGGAUGUCUGGGUUUUAGACCCAGAUUUAAGAUUUUGUUAUGACACGAUCCACGUUCUGCAGGUUCGGCCCAAGGCUAUCACACCUAGCGUUUCUCAAGCACACACAAAACAAUACUGCCACUGGUUCAGCUCAGUUCAACCUCAACUUUUCUAACUGUCGGGGAAAGCUUGUACGUUUUAAACAGGACACUACUGCCACUGUGAGAGGCCUAACGCUGGUCUCAUCAGGAUCUACACACCUCCUCUGCUGCUGUUCAACAAUACGGGUUCAAAAGGUCAUUCACACCUGUACUACUCACCUGGGACCUUUAUCACAACAAUACAUGUGGUUAUUUGGGAGUAUCAUGUCACUUUUAGUAUAACAGAUUAUGUCAUUCUCACUUUCCGAUCUGUACUACUCACCUGGGACCGCCAUCUGAACAUUUACAACCAUUUAGCUAGCAUUACUCAAAUUAUGUCAAUCUCGUCUUCUGGUCUAUAAGCAAAUAUGUCUAAAAGCAUUGAAUGUUGCCUACACAUAAGUUUUUGUUCUUAGCAUCGCUCCUAGUUUAGCUAAACUGUUACUAGCUAUUACGCAAUUAGCAUAGGAAAUGUUAGGACAAGACACAGUCGUAAAAUGUACCACAUUUUAUAUGAAAAUGUGUCAUUACAUUUGAGAAUGUUAUUGGAAAGACUCAGAUCAGCGUUGAUUCGUCUAUUUUGGUAGCAGAGGUGUGUAUUAUUUAGGGAUGUAUUGAUACGAUCCUAGUAUCUGAUACUGGCGCCGAUAAUGAAAAUUUUGGAUAUGGGCUUCUAAAAUAUCAGUUCAGCUAAUUUCCCAUUUUGGUCUAUAAAUUGUUGAAAUAAGAUGAUUUACUGGCCAGAAACAUCUCAUAAGAUGAAACUUGUAUUUUUACAAAGCUGUUCUGUAGUGACAAAACACAUCUUGAUCAUUCAUUUUUUAAAGAAAAUAAAUUAUAUUUUGAGUCCUAUUAUCGGUUGCUAUCGGGUACUGGUAGAUACCGAUACUUUGGCUUUAAGUAUCGGAACAGUAAACGCUGGAUCUGUGCAUCCCUAUGUGUAUUUGCAUUUCCUUUCUCUUGCACCUAAAAAACUGCUUUAUACAUAGUGCCCCAUUAGGUAUACGGAAAUAUGUGGAAAUAUCUAAUGAGUAAAAUUAGUACCUUUUAAACACAAACUUCUUGCUGCCAUUGUGUUAGCAUUCAGUCUUGAGCGGCUAAUCUCUGUAGUUUAGCCUGUCCCCUUUUUGAAUUCAAGCCCUACAAUUACCCUGCCAUACCGGUGGGUAUCUUAAUCGUUCCCCCAGGUUCACUGCUGUGCUUUAGCUAACAUUUUGCCACAUGGAGUUUUGUCUUUUGUAUAUAAUUUCGAAAGCCUUUUUUUUUUAUUUGCGUGUAUUCUCUGCACUUUACCGCUGCGUGGGUGAGGCGCAGGGAAGGGAGGGUCUGACAAUGCAUUGUGUGGAGCCAAGUGCAGUCACUUGGUGAAAACGGCGAAAGAGUUGACGUUUGAGUGGAUGUUUUUAAGACAAGGAAAGGAGGAGAAAACAUUUGGUCAGAGGAUGGUAGCGGUGGAUAGAUAAUUCAUUCAGGCAAAAGAUUAUGACCGCCUGGCACCUGCCUAAAUGAAAUGAGCCCUCUUAAAGCCGCACUUUGCAACUUUUUCUGGUGGAAUGUCCAUUACCUGCAAGUCUCCAUUUGUGAUUUUCAGAUUCUAGAGUUUGAUGUCAUACUCUCAAAUGGGGAGAAGGGCACAACCCAGUUUUUCCUACUGAUUUUAAUUAUACUUUGCCAUGAAAUGUCCAAAAGAUAAAUUCAGAAAUGUAACCGGAACAUUUCUGUUCUGAACUAAACCCAUGAACUUCCCUUGUUACAACAAAAACCUGCAUUUUAACUAUUUUAAUUUUAGGUGCGUUUAGUAUUAUUGGCCUAUAGAAUUUUGUUGUUGUUGUUUUUGACAUCAUCUGAAAGCAAGCAAUAGAUUUUUUGAUUUUUUUUUUUGUCCAGAAUGUUCCACAGUAUGGUAUUACAACUGUCUAUCCAUCUUGAAUGGAACAGGUGGUUUAACAACUCAAAAAUGUCCUGAAAAACAUGCAUGCUUGCUUACGUGGGCUUGCAUCUCCACAGAUUUGACCUAGUGCUGUUGCCUCAUCCUGACCUGUCUCCAUGGUCUCCAUGGCUAUGAUGGAUAAGUUUAAUGCUAUUUUGUAGAACAUUCCAGCCAUAGGAAUAUGGUGACAGACCCGUCUACCAGAAAAGUUAUGGUGUGCACCUUUAAAAUUGAAUACUGUGUUCUUCCCAAGCAUUCUGAACCAGCAUUACCAAAAUUUAAGCACUUUUUAAUAAACAUUGCAGAUUGGACAUACCCCAAGAACUGCAUUUUUGCGUUUUGUCCUGCUAUCACAAUUGAAACUUUGUAAAAUUCAUGGUCAUAAUAUUAUGCUUGACUGGUGUUAUAAAGUUCCUGUUUGGACCUUUUUGAGUUUAAGUGUUAACUACGUUGUCAUCUUCACUAUUGUAUUUCUGUUUAAAACAUUCUCUCUAAUUUUUGGUCAUUCAUUUUGCCUACAAUACUCCUCCUUUCUUUGUGAACUAGAAUGCACUUUUUACUAAAAUCCUUGGCUAGUUAGUUAAUAAAAAUAACAUUGUAUAUUCUUUAAAGAUGUUUAAAAAAUCAAUAUACUUUCCCCCUUUGUAUUUUAACCACUUAAUGUAGCAUCACGUAUUUUUAUUAUUGUAUCUGGUACAAAAUGUGCAGCUUUAUAAUGUCCCAGUUUGUCUUUUUUGUAUGUUUUUCUGGAGUUUGAGGAGAAAUGGAAACAAGUGGGCCUUUUUUGAUAAUGUACAAUAACUGUACAAUAACUGACUGCUAACUUUGAGAAGUAAACCAGUAGCCAUUAUUAUCAUAACCUUGUGUGUCUCUUAUCUUU